Messenger RNA from Striga hermonthica, 870 nucleotides. The record is from the annotation of a GenBank genome assembly. NCBI's taxonomy places the organism in Eukaryota, Viridiplantae, Streptophyta, Magnoliopsida, Lamiales, Orobanchaceae.
AGAAAGGCAGAUUCCCACCGGGAUAACCGGAAGGGAAAGCGAGGAGGACCAGAUCGGCACAAUCAUCCCUCUUCUGUCAACCGCACCUGCAAGAAAUGUGGCAAGUACCAUAGUGGCGAGUGCUUAGCCGACCAGCGAGCCUGCUUCAACUGCAACUGUCCAGGCCAUUAUGCCAGUGUUUGUCCGGAGCCCAAGAAGCAGCAGCAGUUCCCUCAGCAGCAGCAGCAGCAGCGUUUUCCUCAGCAGCAGCAGCUUCCCCCACCACUACCCCAUCAGCAGCAGCAGCCCCCACCGUUCCAGCAGAGAGUUGGGGGUCAGGCCCGUGUCUAUACCAUCACCCAUGAUGAGGCCGCUCGUAAUGCAGGUACCAUGUCCGGAAUGCUUUCUAUAUCCCAUGUGCCUGUUUUUGCUUUGUGUGAUACCGGUGCUACCCAUUCUUUUAUCUCGUCUCGUUGUCUGGAGGCCUUAUCUAUUAGCACCGUGCAUGCUUGUGAUCCUCUCGAGGUUAGCUUAGCCUCGAGAAAAGUUAUUGUUUCUGAUUCAGUAGUUCGUAAUCUUCCUAUCUGUGUUGGUGGUCGAGUUCUGGAGGCCGACGUGUAUGUUAUCGAUAUGCGAGACUUCGACGUGAUCUUGGGCAUGGACUGGCUCACCCGUUAUCGAGCCGACAUCCGGUGCCAAGAGCGCGAAGUCACUCUCUAUCCCGUUUCUGAUCAGCCCGUUGUGUUCUUUGGGGUGAGUUCGAGGACUAUGCCUCGGGUCAUCUCUUCUAUGCAAGCUAGGAAGAGCCUUUCCAGGGGUAGCUGUCAAGGCUACCUUGUUUCUAUGGUAUCCGACGUCGUUGAUGAGCGGGUGUCCGAGCGAGUAUCUAUU